Messenger RNA from Anolis carolinensis (green anole), 2292 nucleotides. RefSeq names its product claudin-16. The transcript has 6 exons. Gene Ontology annotation, biological process: bicellular tight junction assembly; cell adhesion. The record is from RefSeq and is a predicted model, not a curated record. NCBI's taxonomy places the organism in Eukaryota, Metazoa, Chordata, Lepidosauria, Squamata, Anolidae. Bases 1280 to 1945 code for a protein of 221 amino acids. Gene Ontology annotation, molecular function: structural molecule activity. Gene Ontology annotation, cellular component: bicellular tight junction; plasma membrane.
CUAACAGAAAAUCCUAACACUUUGAAUUCUGGAUCUUUGUCUCCGAAGCUCUACAUUCUUUACAGCCACAUGGCACUUCAUGUUCUGCUUGCUGUGAGCUGAAUGCUCAACUAUAUGCAAAAUCCUGCUUUUGCAUAUUUUGGAUGCUCUGCUGUGUUUUGGGGAGUUUUUCCUAAUAGACAAUCCUAACACUUUGAACUCUGGAUCUUUGCCUCCGAAGCUCUACAUUAUUUCCAGCCACGUGGCACUUCACGCUCUGCUUGCUGUGAGCUGAAUGCGCAACUAUAAGCAUUCUUUUGUAUUUUUGGAUGCUCUGCUGUGUUUUGGGGAGUUUUCCCUAACACUUUGAACUCUGGAUCUUUGCCUCCUGAGCUCUACAUUAUUUCCAGCCACAUGGCACUUCACGCUCUGCUUGCUGUGAGCUGAAUGCUCAACUAUAAGUAUUCUUUUGUAUUUUGGAUGCUCUGGUGUGUUUGGGAAGUUUUCCCUAACACUUUGAACUCUGGAUCUUUGCCUCCGAAGCUCUACAUUAUUUCCAGCUACAUGGCACUUCACACUCUGCUUGCUGUGAGCUGAAUGCUCAACUAUAAGUAUCCCAUUUUUUUAUCUUUGCCUCCAAACUCUACAUUCUUAACAGACACAUGGCACUUCACACUCUGCUUGCUGUGAGCCGAAUGCUCAACUAUAAGUAUUCCGUUUUUGUAUCUUUGCCUCCUAAACUCUAAAUUCUUUACAGCCACGUGGCACUUCACGCUCUGCUUGCUGUGAGCUGAAUGCUCAACUAUAGGUAUCCUGUUUUUGUAUUUAUCAAUGCCAUGGGGUCCUGGGAGCUGGCAUCAGAUUGCGCUCAUUCUCCUGUGUAGAUGCACCUCGGUUUCCAAGGGCUGCAUAGCCUAGAGGUAAUUCCAUCCAAAGGGGUAUCAAACUGGGUCAAUUCGGCAGUGUAGACGCACUCCUAGUUCCCGUAAGAACGGGCACGGCAGGUUGGCGGCCGCGUUCCAAGCUCCCGAAGGUGCCGUCACCUGCUUCCGAUGCUGUUUCCUGACCCAUGGCUGUUUUAAUUGCCAAGGGACCCAUCACGCCGUGAAGUCCAAAGCGCAGCUGACACAUGUGGGGGAAACAAAUAGAAACCCCAGCCCGGUUUGGACAAGGUGACCCUUGCGAUCCUCGUCGCUCUCCUUGCUGGCUUCUGAAAAGUCGCACUCAACCCGAAAGCUCCCGUAUAAUGCAGAUGCUUCGCUUGACCGGUGUGAUGCCUAGGACUUGAAGAGUUCUCCCAAUGGCGGUGGUCCUGCAGCUGGCCUCCUUCUGCGUGGCCUUCAUCUCGACCCUCUUCCUGGUGGCAGCAACCUGGACCGACUGCUGGAUGGUCAACGCUGAUGACAGCUUAGAGGUGAGUCACAAAUGCCGGGGGCUUUGGCGAGAGUGUGUCACGAACAUGCAGGACGGCAUCCGGACCUGCGACCAGUACGACUCCAUUUUAGCCGAACACCCCAUGAAAAUCGUGGUGACCCGCGCGUUGCUCAUCACGGCCGACAUCCUCUCGGUCUUUGCGCUGGUGCUGCUGGUGUCGGGCCUCGACUGUGUCAAGUUCCUCAAGGACGAGCCACAGAUCAAGCUGAAGAUGUGCUACUCCUCCGGCUUCGUUCUCGGAGUUGGAAGCAUCUUUGGACUGGUGGGUUCCAUCUGGUAUGCCGUCGACGUCUACAUGGAGAGGUCCACCUUGUUGCUCCACAGCGUGUUUCUGGGCAUCUACCACGACUUUGGCUGGUCUUGCUGGAUGGGCAUGGCCGGGUCCGUGGGCUGUUUGGUGGCCUCCAUUGCGCUGACCUGCUGCCUUUAUGCCGUCAAAGGUGAUGCCGCCCCUUCCAGAAGGUUCCAGCGCACCGUCUAUCAUCCACGGACCGUCCACUCCAAGAUGUAUGCGGUCGCAUCCCGAGUGUGACACCAACAACAUUGCAUGUCAGAAAGAACUCUGUUGCCAGGACCCUUUUUGGGUCCCCAUGGGGAGAACGGCGGGAGGGAGAGAAUCAGGUUGCGGAGCUCACCGAGAAUUCUUGAGAAAGUUAAUAAUAACAAUAGUAAUAGUAAUAAUAAUAAUAAUAAUAAUAAUAAUAAUAAUAAUAAUAAUAGAGUAAGUCAAUCUAUACCUAUAUGUAAACAUUCAUGCAUGUAUGUAUGUUUGUUCAUCUGUUAGUACUGCUGUUGUUGAGCCCUGACCCCGCCCGCCGAGUCAAAAUAUUAAAUUACUAAACUCAGAACCGCAGCGGAGAGUUCUGAAGAUACUGGGAA